Molecule: messenger RNA, 2766 nt
Organism: Bactrocera dorsalis (oriental fruit fly)
Lineage: Eukaryota; Metazoa; Arthropoda; Insecta; Diptera; Tephritidae
Exons: 2
Coding region: 292-1359 (355 amino acids)
Source: RefSeq, a predicted model, not a curated record
AGCUGAGAUCACACGAUUGGUCAAAUGUACCGAUUUUUGACAAAAUUUUUCUGUACAAAUUUGUACAAAAUAAAUUUUGUGUACCGAUACAAUUUUCAGUGUUCAGACGAUUGGCGUACUUGAGCCAGAAUUUUUCUGUACUGAUUUGUACACUUCAAUAAUAUGACAGAUAUUUGUACAACCCUGUCACAUGGUUGGGCUUGUCAUUUUAAAUAAAAUAGGUAGCUGAUAAGCUUUGAAUACAUAAUUACAUAUGUAUAUUUGAACGUAAUUUUAUAAUUUUUAAAUAUAAUGAUUUCUUCAUCAAGAAGGAAGAAAAUAGUGGCAAUUAUGUGUAUUUGUGUACACCUAAUUAAUAAAAAGAAACAAAUAAAAGAAAAACGAACAUUGAAGAAGCGAAGUGUUUGGGUGCUAGAUUGGCUUCAGAGGAGAAGUACUGACGGCGCGUAUGCAAAAACUCUGCGCGAGUUUCGUGAAGUGAACAAUCAAAAAUAUUUGUUUAAAAAUUAUCUUCGCAUGAACGAAGCCACUUUUAAUUAUAUUCUUGAAUUAGUCUCUCCAAACAUAAAAAAAAGUGACACCAAUAUGCGCAAAGCAAUACCAGCCAAUGAACGUUUGGCGGUUACACUUCGCUACCUUGCCUCUGGAGACAGCUUCAAAAGUUUAUCUGUUGACUUUCGCAUUGCGCCGAAUACAAUAUUUAUAUUUGUGCCGGAGGUUUGCGAUGCAAUUUACAAAGCUUUGAAAAAUGAAUAUUUAAAGGUUCCAAACAACGAACAGAUGUGGAUUGACAUUGCCCAAAAAUUUAGUGAUAAAUGGAAUUUUCCCCAUUGUAUAGGCGCAGUUGACGGGAAACACAUUGUGAUGAAGGCUCCGCCGCGGUCUGGAAGUACCUUUUAUAAUUAUAAAGGUACUAAUAGUAUUGUACUUAUGGCCAUUGCGGAUGCGGACUACCGAUUUAUAUAUAUUGAUGUCGGGUGCAAUGGCAGAGUUUCGGACGUCGGCGUUUUUGGAAAGUCCACAUUUCAGAAAGCUUUGGACAAUAACACACUGAGAUUGCCUUUACCACAACCAUUGCUAAAUCGUGACCGUGAUUGUCCAUACUUAUUAGUGGCGGAUGAUGCAUUCCGCAUGCAAAAGCACAUUUUAAAACCAUACCCUGGUAGAAAUUUAACUGCCGGUCAACGCAUAUUCAAUUACCGAUUGUCACGUGCUAGGCGCGUUGUCGAAAAUGCAUUUGGCAUUAUGGCAAAGCGGUUUCAAAUUUUAUAUCGACCAAUUCAACUGAAUGAGCAUAAAACGACCCAAAUAACACUGGCCUGCUGUGCCUUGCAUAAUUUUUUAAUUAAAAAAAAAUGACAGUUAUAUGGCAGGUUUAACUACAGAUAGGAAUGAUCAACAAGAUAAUUCAGUUCACGAGCAAGGUACUCAAAAUUGCCAACAAGGAGCAGAGGAACGUCCAACGACAUACAUAACCAAUGAAGCCAAAGAAAUUCGUGAGGAGUUCGAACAAUAUUUUAUGACAGUCGCUGGAGAAAUACCAUUUCAAUAUAGAUGUUUAUGUUAAAUAAAAUUAAUGAUUUAAAUAUGUCUGUAACUUUAUUAAUAUAGAAGACAAAACGAUUCAAUGAAAUAUCAAUCAUCAUUUAAUUCUGAAAGUGCAUCUAUAGUGCACUUCAUAAUAUUAAUUUCAAGUUUUUUUGCUGCUUUCUCAUUUUUUGCAUUCAUUUCACGCAUUUGCGACGCUAUGUACAUGCCGAAGGAAUACCACUUGUCCUCUUUUUCUGCAUACAACAAAUCUGUUGCGCGUUUUAAAAUAUCUUCUGGCGAAUUGGUUGCUGCAUCAGCUGGCGAUGAUGUUGAUGCGUUGGAUUGCACGUUGAUGGGUUGAAAAUGCGUGUUUGGUAAACUUUCGCUAUCAGGGCUUAUAUUUGAAACAGAUGAAGUCGUUUUUUCUUUGUCGUGGUUAUGAUAAAACUGCAUUGCAGUCCAAAAUUGCCAAUGAGGUUGUGAACUUGACGCACUCUGACCAGACAUUGCCUGUAAUUUUUUUUUUGUAUUAUUGUACGCUGUUUUCACAUUCGCCCACUUGGCUUUGCACUCAUCAACGCUACGGCUAUGACAGUUCGCUGCAACUUCUCUCCAUGCGUUCUCUCUCUUCUGUCAGUUUUUAUAGUCUGAUGAAGAAUAUUCCCACAGACAAGGAUGUUUUUCUGUUAUUUCCAUUAAAUUAAACACAUCUUCCGAGGACCAUGCCGCACAUUGGUAUAUCUGUGGCCGAAAUUCAAAAAUUUCAUGUUGUCUGAAUUGAAUAAAAAUUUCACAGUUUGUUACCAACUAUCUAUACAUUAUUUUCCCAAAGUAUUAGGAUUCUAUCUGCAUUAGUUUUUUGUCCAGAAAUACCCAAAGUUGGUGAAUGUAGAGAACAUCAAAAUUAGCAAAAAAUUUACUCAAAAGUCAAAUUAUUGAUACAAUAAAACAACUAUUGAAACUCAACUUUGUUAUUAUUUUUCAUUUAUAAUAUGUAUCAAAGAAAAAAUUUGCAUCAAAAUUCAUUAAAAAAAAUAAUGCAUAAAAAAUUUUGUGGAACAACAUAAUUUGGACGUCAAAAUUUCAAUGUUCUUCAAAUUCAAAGUGGUGCAUCUUUUUAGCGCUGUCUGCCGCUGUCGACAUACAUAUACCGAAUUAAAGCCUGAAGUCUCAGCUAAACGAUAAGAAAAAAUUCAGCUGCCCCAAAUUGCCCCCCUUGAAAAAACAAUGUCAGAA